UCUGCUGUGGGCCGGGCCUUCUCGAGUUCCGGAGUCGAGUCGCUGGCAGCCUGAGCCGGAUCCGAGAUGCAGCCGCCGCCCCGAAAAGUAAAGCCGGCCCAGGAGGUGAAGCUUCGCUUCCUGGAGCAGCUCAGCAUCCUUCAGACUCGGCAGCAGAGGGAGGCGGAUCUGCUGGAGGAUAUCAGAUCCUACAGCAAACAGAGGGCAGCCAUUGAACGGGAGUAUGGACAGGCACUCCAGAAGCUGGCUGGGCCAUUUCUGAAGAGGGAAGGGCAGCGGAGCGGGGAGAUGGACAGCAGACCUUCUCUGGAGAGGGACAGGACAGUGUUUGCUGCCUGGCGCUGCCUGCUGGAUGCCACCAUGGCAGGAGGCCAAACUCGGCUCCAGGUGUCUGACCGAUUCCGUGACCUAGCAGGGGGCACGGGGAGGACUGCCAAGGAGCAGGUGCUUAGAAAGGGAACAGAGAGCCUCCAGAAGGCACAGGCAGAGGUGCUGCAGUCUGUCCGGGAGCUGAGCCAAAGUCGGAAGCUGUACGGGCAGCGGGAGCGUGUGUGGGCCUUGGCACAGGAGAAAGCAGCUGAUGUCCAGGCCAGGCUGAAUCGAAGCGACCAUGGGAUCUUCCACUCUCGGACCAGUCUCCAGAAACUGAGCACCAAGCUAUCUGCCCAGUCAGCCCAUUAUUCCCAGCAGCUGAGAACAGCCCGCAAUGAAUACCUGCUCAACUUGGUAGCCAUGAACGCCCACCUUGACCACUACUACAAGGAGGAACUGCCAGCCCUGCUCAAAGCCCUGGCCAGUGAGCUGUCAGAACACUUGAGGGACCCCCUGACCUUACUGAGCCACACUGAGCUGGAAGCUGCCGAGAUGGUCCUGGAGCAUGCCCGCCAUGGGGGGCAGGCCACUUCCCAGGUAAAUUGGGAACACGAUGUGAAGCUAUUUCUUCAGGAGCCUGAAGUGUUUUCCCCAACCCCACCUCAGCAGUUUCAGCCAGCUGGAGCCGAUCAGGUGUGUGUGCUGGAAGAGGGAGCAGAAGGCGUGGCUGGGAGGAGUGGCCUAGAGAAAGAGAUUCAGCGCUGGACGAGCCGAGCUGCCCGUGACUACAAGAUCCAGCACCACGGACAUCGGGUGCUACAGCGUCUAGAGCAGAGGCGGCAGCAGGCUCCAGAGCGCGAGGCUCCAGGCAUAGAGCAACGGCUUCAGGAAGUGAGGGACAGCAUUCGGCGAGCACAGGUGAGCCAGGUGAAGGGGGCUGCCCGGCUGGCUCUACUGCAGGGGGCUGGCCUGGAUGUGCAGCACUGGCUGAAGCCAGCCAUGACCCAGGCCCAGGAUGAGGUGGAACAGGAACGACGGCUUAGUGAGGCUCGGCUGUCCCAGAGGGAUCUCUCUCCUACGGCUGAGGAUGCUGAGCUUUCUGACUUCGAUGAAUGUGAGGAGACAGGGGAGCUCUUUGAAGAGCCUGCCCCACCAGCCCUGGCCACCAGGCCCCUCCCCUGCCCUGCACAUGUGGUGUUUGGCUAUCAGGCAGGCCAGGAGGAUGAGUUGACCAUCACAGAGGGUGAGUGGCUGGAGGUCAUAGAGGAGGGAGAUGCUGAUGAAUGGGUCAAGGCUCGGAACCAGCAUGGUGAAGUAGGCUUUGUCCCUGAGCGGUAUCUCAACUUCCCGGAUCUCUCCCUUCCUGAGAGCAGGCAUGACAAUGACAAUCUCUCAGGGGCAGAGCCCACAGCAUUCCUGGCCCAAGCCCUGUACAGCUACACUGGCCAAAGUGAAGAAGAAUUGAGCUUCCCUGAGGGCGCGCUCAUCCGCCUGCUGCCCCGGGCCCAGGAUGGAGUGGAUGAUGGCUUCUGGCGGGGAGAAUUUGGGGGCCAUGUUGGGGUCUUCCCUUCCUUGCUCGUGGAGGAGCUACUUGGCCCUCCUGGCUCCUCUGAACUCUCUGAUCCUGAACAGAUGCUGCCAUCUCCUUCGCCUCCCAGCUUCUCCCCUCCUGCACCCACCACUGCCUUGGAUGGAGCUCCUGCACCUGUCCUUCCUGGGGACAAAGCCUUGGACUGCCCUGGACCCCUGGACUUGAUGGCUCCUCGACUCAGGCCGGUGCGGCCACCACCUCCUCCACCAGCUAAAGCCCCGGACCCUGGCCAUCCAGAUUCUUUCACCUGAAGGCCAUGGGAUCACUGCCCCCC
Messenger RNA from Fukomys damarensis (Damara mole-rat), 2177 nucleotides. It is a transcript of the gene Fchsd1, whose product is annotated as FCH and double SH3 domains 1. Lineage: Eukaryota; Metazoa; Chordata; Mammalia; Rodentia; Bathyergidae. The coding region runs from base 67 to 2154 and encodes 695 amino acids. Gene Ontology annotation, cellular component: neuromuscular junction; recycling endosome. The transcript is spliced from 20 exons. The record is from RefSeq and is a predicted model, not a curated record. Gene Ontology annotation, molecular function: protein binding. Gene Ontology annotation, biological process: neuromuscular synaptic transmission; regulation of actin filament polymerization.